Molecule: messenger RNA, 2741 nt
Organism: Arabidopsis arenosa
Lineage: Eukaryota; Viridiplantae; Streptophyta; Magnoliopsida; Brassicales; Brassicaceae
Source: the annotation of a GenBank genome assembly
AACAACAAUCAAUCAUGGGGCUUGAUGAGUUCGAACCAACAACCUCAAUUCUUCAAACUUAUGAAGAACUCUCUCUCCGGCUACCCUUUAUCCUCUUGGAAUGUCACUGACGUUGGUGGUACUUACGACUACUGUAGCUUCACAGGCGUAAGAUGCGACGGACAAGGGCUAGUCACCGAUCUUGAUCUUUCCGGUUUGUAUGUCUCCGGGAUUGUCCCAGAAGGGAUUUGCUCUUACUUACCAAACCUCCGUGUACUUCGUCUCUCUCACAACCAUCUCAACAGAAGCAGCAGCUUCCUCAACACCAUCCCUAAUUGUUCUCUGCUUCAAGAGCUAAACAUGAGCUCUGUAUAUCUCAAAGGAACUCUCCCUGAUUUCUCACCGAUGAAAUCUUUAAGAGUCAUCGAUAUGUCUUGGAACCACUUCACCGGUAGCUUCCCUAUCUCGAUUUUCAAUCUUACCGACUUAGAGUAUCUCAAUUUCAAUGAGAAUCCAGAGCUUGAUCUAUGGACUCUACCGGAUUAUGUCUCUAAGCUCACAAAGCUCACACACAUGCUCUUGAUGACUUGUAUGCUCCAUGGUAAUAUUCCAAGAUCCAUUGGGAAUUUGUCUUCUCUUGUUGAUCUUGAACUUAGCGGUAACUUCCUCUCCGGUGAGAUUCCAAAAGAAAUAGGGAAUCUUUCCAACCUGAGGCAGCUUGAGCUUUACUAUAACUAUCACUUAACCGGGAGUAUACCAGAGGAAAUCGGUAAUCUCAAGAAUCUUACGGAUAUCGAUAUCUCGGUUAGUAGGUUAACAGGAAGCAUACCGGAUUCAAUCUGUAGUCUUCCAAAACUUCGAGUGCUUCAGCUUUACAACAACAGCUUAACAGGUGAGAUUCCCAAGUCACUUGGCAACUCAAAAACCUUGAAGAUCUUGUCUCUCUACGACAACUACUUAACCGGUGAACUCCCGCCAAAUCUUGGAUCUUCCUCGCCUAUGAUCGCUCUUGAUGUCUCGGAAAACCGCCUUUCGGGUCCUCUUCCGGCCCAUGUUUGCAAAUCCGGUAAGCUUUUGUACUUCCUUGUACUACAAAACCGGUUCACUGGUUCGAUCCCUGAGACUUAUGGGAGCUGCAAGACCCUCAUACGGUUCCGUGUUGCGAGCAACCGCCUAGUGGGAUUCAUACCACAAGGAGUUAUUUCUCUGCCUCAUGUCUCCAUCAUCGACUUGGCUUACAACUCCUUGUCCGGUCCAAUACCUAAUGCUAUCGGUAACGCUUGGAAUUUGUCAGAGCUGUUUAUGCAGGGUAACAGAAUCUCCGGUGUUCUACCUCACGAGAUCUCUCAUGCCACCAAUCUUGUGAAACUUGAUCUCAGUAACAACCAACUUUCUGGUCCAAUACCUUCAGAGAUCGGAAGACUUAGGAAACUGAACCUACUUGUACUGCAAGGCAACCACCUCGAUUCUUCGAUACCUGAAUCACUUUCCAAUCUCAAAUCUCUCAACGUUCUUGAUCUGUCCAGUAAUCUCCUCACCGGAAGAAUCCCUGAAGACCUCUCCGAGUUGCUCCCAACCUCGAUUAAUUUCUCCAGCAACCGGCUCUCCGGUCCCAUCCCUGUCUCAUUGAUAAGAGGAGGUCUUGUAGAAAGCUUUUCGGAUAACCCGAAUCUCUGUGUUCCGCCAACUGCUGGUUCAUCGGAUUUGAAGUUCCCGAUGUGUCAAGAGCCUCGCGGCAAGAAGAAGCUGAGCUCCAUCUGGGCAAUCCUUGUCUCAGUCUUCAUCCUAGUCCUAGGGGGCAUCAUGUUUUACUUGAGACAACGGAUGAGUAAAAACAGAGCAGUGAUAGAGCAAGACGAGACCUUAGCGUCCUCUUUCUUCUCCUACGACGUUAAGAGUUUCCACCGCAUAAGUUUUGACCAAAGGGAGAUUCUUGAAGCUCUUGUGGACAAGAACAUCGUAGGUCAUGGUGGUUCGGGUACGGUCUAUAGAGUAGAACUCAAAUCCGGAGAAGUAGUUGCGGUGAAGAAACUAUGGAGCCAAAGCAGCAAAGACUCAGCUUCUGAAGACAAGAUGCAUUUGAACAAGGAGUUGAAAACCGAAGUUGAGACCCUCGGGAGCAUUCGCCAUAAGAACAUCGUGUUACAAGCUAGAGGGAAAGAUUCAACCACAACCGUUAUGGCUGGCACAUAUGGUUACUUGGCACCAGAAUAUGCGUACUCAUCCAAAGCAACGAUCAAAUGCGACGUAUACAGUUUUGGGGUUGUGUUAAUGGAGCUGAUCACGGGAAAGAAACCGGUGGAUUCGUGUUUCGGGGAGAACAAAAACAUAGUGAACUGGGUGUCAACAAAGAUUGACACAAAAGAAGGAUUGAUUGAGACACUAGACAAGAGAUUAUCGGAAACAUCGAAAGCGGACAUGAUCAACGCCUUGCGUGUAGCUAUCCGUUGUACCAGUAGAACUCCAACAAUUCGUCCUACUAUGAAUGAAGUAGUCCAGCUUCUGAUUGACGCAGCGCCUCAAGGAGGAGCCGACAUGACCACUAAAUCUACUAUCAAGAUUAAGGAUUCAAUAGUGUCAGAUCAUCUCACGCAAACAAGACUCUAGUCAUGCUUUCUUGAUGAAGAGGUGUAGCAACAGUUCGUAUAAUUAACUUCUAAAGAUAUCAUGUAUUUAAAUAUAUAUCAUAGAAGAAACUGCUUAUAUAUAUAGUCUUUUAAUACUUCUAUGUAUUUUAACAUCUAUAAAUACUUUGCUUAUUU